Molecule: messenger RNA, 1635 nt
Organism: Paramecium tetraurelia
Lineage: Eukaryota; Ciliophora; Oligohymenophorea; Peniculida; Parameciidae
Exons: 2
Molecular function (GO): protein binding
Source: RefSeq, a predicted model, not a curated record
AUGAAUUUAUUAAAUGAAAAAACUUUAUAAGCAUUUAUAUCACUAAAAAAUUAAGGCUAAUUGAAUAUUGAUUUGAGAAUUAACACUCGACCUUUGACUCCUACCAAAAAGAUUAUCAAAUUACCAAAACGCCUUUUAAAAUCAAUUACACAAGUGGAAGGUUUGAAAAAAUAGAAAUCUUAUCAUAAGCAGAGAACAAUAAUUAAGUAGCAUUCAUUUAAACCAGAAAUAGAAGAAGUUAAAAUAGAGUCAAUUAAUGAAAUGCCUAUGAGUAAAAAAAAAGAAAUUAGAGUAACAGACGGAACAGAAGAAUUGAUACUUCGGCAAUAAGAAAUUCAAAGACAAACUAAAAAGAAAAAUAUUAAUGAGGAGAUCAAUGAUUUGAAAAAGUUAGAAUAGCAGCUACUUUUAACCUAUACUGGUAGAUAUCAAAAUUGCGAAGAAGAAGAGGAGCAAAUUGAAACAGUUUUAAAUGAGAGAAGAGAAUAAAUAUAUAGAAAAAUUUAUGAGAAUGUCAAGGCAAUACAGGGAAUUGAUUAAAAAACUGAGUUAUAGAAAAAAAGGGAUUAAGAUUUAUUGAAAUACAUUAAAUAUUAGUAGGACUCAAAUAAAAAUAAAAAAUAUAUUUAAGAAAAAUUAUUAGAGGCAUAAAAAUAGGUUGAACAAUUACAGAAAAUAUCAAGACCUGGAACUUCUUAAAGAAUGAGCUCAACAUCAAGUUUAAAUCAAUAUCCUAAUAACAAUAAUAAUAAUGAACAAUUUGAUAUCAAAAUAAACUAAUUAUUUAUAAAGAAUCCUUCUAAAUAAUAGUAAUAAUAGGGUUCACCACUGAAAGGGCAAUUAUAAUAAAAUUCAACAAGAAAACUAUCUCAAAAAAUUUCCCUUGUUGGUUCGAAUCAUACUUCCUAAUAAAAUAUUAUAGAAAACACUUCAGGUUAAUAAUUAUUGCUAUUCAAUUAAACUCAUAAAAAAAUUGAUGAAGAACUGUUACAUAUAUUAUUGACUAGAUGGAAGAAUAUCAAUUCAAAUAAAAAAAGAAUCAAAUAGAAAAAGGUUUUUAUGAAGCUGGAUGAUGAACAAAUACAGGAAAAAAAAAAAUAAAGGAGGUAGUAUUUAUGUCAAAAAUUAUUAUCGUGGCUCUAAAAAAUGAAUAGAUGUAAAAUCUCAUUAUAGGAAAUGAGUAACUUUCAAUUUCCAUCAUAACCAUUUCAGAUAGACGGAUCUUUUAUAUUUCUCAGAUAUAUAAAAUAUAAUAAUAUGGUAGAAAUAAAAAAUUUAAUAAAAUUUAAUAGAAACUUAUUAUUUGAAUUUAAUCAUUUAGGAUAGACGUGUUUGCAUAUUGCUGCUUCAAAAGGAAACUCUACUUUAUUGUAAUAUUUGUUAUAGUGUGGAGCUGAUUAUGAAGCAAAAGAUUUCAUGAACAGAAAUCCGUUAUGGUAUGCAGUUGAGGCUUAAAGUGAAGAAUCAUUUAAGAUGUUACUAAAAAUUGGAGCAACUCCAUGGAAUAUUCAAACCUCGAAUGCUUGGUUUGCUGAUAUAUUAUAAUAGGCAAAAAAGAUACAUACUUUAAUCUCAAUAUCACCUCAUACUGUAAAAUCAUUAAUUUUGGAACAUGAAUUUGAAAGAAUAUUGUGA